AUGUGGCGCCUACUCGGAUGGUCUUCUAACUCCACAGAGAAAGAGCACCCACGAGGUAUUCCGGCAUCAUGGUACCGCUCCGAAGCUAUGUACCAGCUUGAGCGACGUGCCAUUUUCUCUAAACGCUGGUUACUCCUCACCCACUCCUCUCGAUUCGCCAAGAACGGCGACUACCUAUCUUUCACCAUCGCGAACCUAUCCUUCUUCCUAGUUCGAGACCGUGACGGAAAUAUCAAUGGCUUUCAUAAUGUCUGCCGACACCGCGCGUUCCCAGUUGUACAAUCUCGCUCGGGCUCAGCUUCAAUUCUCACCUGCAGAUAUCACGGCUGGUCAUACGGGUUGAAAGGAAAUCUUUCAAAGGCCCCUCGAUUCGAGACCGUUCCCGAUUUCGACAAAACUCAACAAGGACUGCUUCCUAUCCACGUCCACAUUGAUAAGGCCGGAUUUGUCUGGGUUAAUCUUCAAGCUGGUGACCCUGAAGUCAAAUGGGACGAGGAAUAUCAGAAGAUUGAUCAACAGCCGAGGAUGCAAGAUUUCGAUUUUGCCGGUGAAUACACAUUCGAUCAUUACUGGGAGAUGAACGUCGAUGCCAAUUGGAAGGGGCUGAUUGAGAACUACAAUGAGUGCUACCAUUGCGCCACCUCUCACCCGCUUAUCAAUGGAGUAUCUGAUCUUCCCAAGUAUAAAGUGGAGCCAAAUGCUGCAUAUAUGGAACAUCAUAUUUUCAACAAAGAACAGGCCGACAGCCAGUUCCGUCGAGCCAUUACUUACUUCUUCCCGACGACAUCAGUCACCGUCACGUAUGUACAUUCUUAA
Molecule: messenger RNA, 816 nt
Organism: Penicillium manginii
Lineage: Eukaryota; Fungi; Ascomycota; Eurotiomycetes; Eurotiales; Aspergillaceae
Exons: 1
Coding region: 1-816 (271 amino acids)
Molecular function (GO): 2 iron, 2 sulfur cluster binding; iron ion binding
Source: RefSeq, a predicted model, not a curated record